Molecule: messenger RNA, 1145 nt
Organism: Aplosporella prunicola CBS 121167
Lineage: Eukaryota; Fungi; Ascomycota; Dothideomycetes; Botryosphaeriales; Aplosporellaceae
Exons: 5
Coding region: 305-802 (165 amino acids)
Biological process (GO): SCF-dependent proteasomal ubiquitin-dependent protein catabolic process; mitotic cell cycle
Cellular component (GO): cytoplasm; nucleus
Molecular function (GO): cullin family protein binding
Source: RefSeq, a predicted model, not a curated record
CCCAACUUCUGCCUGCCCUGCGCCACACUUCAAAUAACCUUCCGCUUCACUUUCGACCAACAUCUACAUCUCUCCUCUUUCACUCACCAACUGAAGUGCAGCCGUUUGCUCGCUCGCUUAGCCCGUACUUUAAAGCCGCCCCCGACCUGUGCUCUUCUACGCCGCCCAUCCGCUUCCACGACUCAGAAGCUCCGAACCGGACCCCGCGACCCUCUUGAACUUCUACGACCUUUGAGCACCUGCAACUCUACACACCACACUUCUCGCCCCCAACCACCACCGUUCCCCCUUUCCUGCAUUCACAAUGGCCGCCGCUACUCAAAAGAUUACUCUCACCACCUCCGAUGGCGUCGACAUCAGCGUCGAGCGCCAGGUUGCCGAGCGCUCCAUCCUGAUCAAGAACCUGCUGGAGGACCUUGGCGCCGACUCUGGCGAGGCCAUCCCCAUUCCGAACGUGAACGAGCAGGUGAUGCGCAAGGUCAUCGAAUGGUGCGAGCAGCACAAGAAGGACCCGCCCGCCUCAACCGAUGACGACUCGGACUCCCGUAAGAAGAGCACCGACAUCGAUGAGUGGGACCAGAAGUUCAUGCAGGUCGACCAGGAGAUGCUGUUCGAGAUCAUUCUGGCCGCAAACUAUCUGGACAUUAAGGCCCUCCUCGACGUUGGCUGCAAGACCGUUGCCAACAUGAUCAAGGGCAAGUCUCCCGAUGAGAUCCGCAAGACGUUCAACAUCCAGAACGACUUCACGCCCGAGGAGGAGGACCAGAUUCGCCGUGAGAACGAGUGGGCCGAGGAUCGCUAGAUGUGGUGCCUUUGGCGGGACCGUUAUUUCGUCGGUGCGGGUCGCAACUCCCCCUCCUGACCUCCCUGAUGACGCCAUUCUCAUUACCACCAAUACCGUUGUCCAGUAUUCGUCCGCCGCCGACGAGCUCGAGUAGAGUGCAGAGGAGGAUAGCGGGCACGAUUUAGGAGGGGCUCUUAAUGAUACGGUGCAUGCCGGAAUGGGUCUGUCAUGCACGCUGCUGCACGUUGCAUACGGCGGGACGAUUCUCUCGUGGUGUUUCCGGGGUUUUUUCUUUUUUCUCUAUUUUGUCUAGGUGAAGGGACGUCGGACCCUCGCUAGGCGGCUGCGGCGGCGGCGGCGG